GGGUUGGACUAGAUGACCUCCUGAGUUCCCUUCCAACCCUGAUAUUCUAUGAUAAAGCUUUAAGCGAUUAUGACAUUGGGAGGUUGUUGUUAGUUCUUCUUGGGCUAAGCAUGUUCUCUAAUUUCUAGCAAAUCACCAUUUGGAGGAGCUUGUGGCAUAUAAAUUCAGCCUUUACCAGAUUGGGAAGCCCCCAGAUUUUCCAGAAUAAUCCUAAUGGGUGUAGUGGGAAUGGGUGGAGUUCCUGCCAUAAUGCUAGCACCGUAGAACCCCUGGCCUCUCAUAGGAGAGCUAAAACUUUAUGCCGAAUGUACCUCCACGAGAACCUAGAUGGUGCCACAAUAAAUCAAGAAAGGAUUUUUACAAACACACACACAUACUCUACAGAUGGGAAUUUCAAAGCCAUCAAGGGGAUUUGGACACCCAGUUUCCAUUAGCAUUAAACCUCCUACACCGCUCUGCAGAUCUCAGCCUCCAGCAGUAGUUUUGUGAGUGCCAUAAGCAAGUCCUAUGGUCUGAGCAACCUGCACAGGGAGGGAGAUGAAAGGCAAGGGGGAAGUGGGCCCAAGCAGUAGAAUCGGAGAAAUGGGACCAGGACAAUAAAGUUUUGAAGGAAGAAAAUAAAGAUGAUUUUGUUUUGUCCAGUUGGGUCUUCUGAAAAACAUAGGUGACCUGCUACCCUUCCUUGAAUGGGUAUCUUCUCCCACCUCCCUGGCAAGGUUAAAGCUGCCCGUGCCUGUUCUAUGAUUUUCCUCUUUAUAGCCUGGAUUCAGCCAGGUGCUUCAGCAUGUGCCUCCCUUGAACGGUCUGUGUAGCUCCAUUGACUUUGAUGGGAGUGCUCAGACACCUACUGGAAUUAGGGCCUCAGCAGUUUCCAUCAGUUCUAAAUCAGUCCCAAGCCCAUCGUUUUCAGCCUGGAUCUCCCAAUACCUGUCUUGUUAAUGCUCUGGCACAUCUAUGCCUCAUCCUCACUGGCUAGAUAUUGUCCAUGUCGGUUUGCUAUCACCACAUAGAUGCCUUUUAGUCUCAUAAUGGAUUGGAGGUUCCUGGAGCAGCAUGUUUUAUUGUUCCCCCUGGCUCUUCUACUGCUCCAUCAAAUUCCCAUAGUUGCCAUGGCUACCCACCAACACAAAUCCUGACCGUAAAAAGCGGAGUGAAGCAAGGACAAAAGUAAAGCUCUAGGAGUCAUUGUGCCCAGACAAGAAAGAGAAAAGUCCUCUGCCUUUUAAUCAACACCCGGGGCUGCUGCCUUUCAUUAUGAGCAGAUCAGCUGCUCCCCUUUGUUCCCAUGUCACAGCAACCUCCAGCUUGAUUUGCUCACUGAAAGCUAGAAGGUCACCACACUCCUCAGUCUACCAGCUGCUGCUGGCCUAGCCGGUACUUCCUCAUGUCUCGCUGUAGCUUGGGAUUUGGGGCUCCUGAAAAAGAAAACACAAAGAUGAGGGGACACUUGCAUAUGCUAUCAAAGUGGCUGUUUCUGCUGAACUUCGUGGCAUUGGAGGUCUCAUCCAUAGAAACAGUUAACCUGGUGGAUUUUUGUGGCCUGACCAUCAGAGACGACGGGCUGAUUAUCAAUUCGCACAGGGAUUCCCGGCGCUACUACUUCGUGGCCACAGGGACAGACUGCUCCCUCAUCAUGCAGGCUGCAUCGCCCAAAGACAAAGUCCAGUUUCAGUUCCGAUUCUUCUUGGUGUACAGCCUGCUGCGCCUGGUCCCCAGCGGCAGGCCCCCGCCCAAUGCCACCCAAGCACCUCUGCCCCCAGAGACCACCCGGCUUAGCCAAAGGGGACCUGGACAGACCUCAUCUGGUGGAGACUGGCAGCUUCAGGAUCCCUGCAAUGCUGGAUCAUAUGUGCAGUUCUAUGAUGGCAGAGGUCGUGCUGCUGAGCCCCUGGGGGUCCCGCUGUGUGGAAAAAGCAUCCCCAGGCCCAUCCUGUCCACUGGGAACUACCUGACCCUGCGCUUGGUGACACGGGGGCAGCAGCCCCGGGUGGAUUUCGUUGGCGAUUUUACAUCCUUCCGACUGGGCUUCAGCAUGUCCGAGUGCAGCGAGGAGCCAUACUUCCAGUGCCGGAACAGCAAGUGCAUCCCCAGGAGCCUGGUGUGUGACCGGAUGGGCAUCGAUAACUGCGGGGACGGCUCGGACCAGGCGGCCCACCCCCCUGCCAAUUGCAGAGGCCGCUUCCCCACAUCAGCAUCUCUCCAGCUGGUGAGCAGCCCUGCAGCCAGUGUAACCCCCUGCAUGGUGGCUUGUGGGGGGGCAGAGAAGAGCCAGCCCUUGGCCCCAGACACUGCGCCCCUGGACAAGCCUGCAGCAGGUGAGAGGAACUCGCGCUCCCUGCUGCCCCUCUACAUCCUCCUGGGGCUGGGCGUGGGCUCAGCCCUCCUGCUCUGGUGCUGCUGGUCCCCUGGCUGGUUUGUCUGGAGACUUGGGGCCUGCCGGUUCCUGCCUGGCUGCAACUCCGUGUGGGCCUCGUGCCAGCUCUGCCCCCGCAGCUGUGCCCACAGGAACCAUGGCUGUUCUGGCAAAGUCACGCCGCAGCUCAGCGACGACCUGCCUCUCUGAUGCCAGCCAUGCCAUCUUUGCCCGGGGGUGGGCACUGGGCCUCCCCCCCUGCCGGAGGAGCCGGGAUCCGACCUUUCCUGCCUGUGUUGCAGGGACUCUCUCUGCUGGCUUGGGCGGGGGGAGAUGAGAGGGGAUGGGGCAGCUCCCAAUACCCCCUCUGCCCACUCCCAUAGACACGGGCCAGGCCCCAUGUGCCUCCCCCCAGAGGCGGCGGCCUCCAAGGGCCCAGAGGGCAGCUCGGGAGCCCUGGAGCUGCCCCUGCGGAAGGAGCGACUGAUUCACUGGCCUGGGUGGGGAUUUGCUCCUGGCCUUUGAGCACUGCGCUGGUGCGGGCAGGCUGAGUCCCCCUCAGAUCUGUGUGUGUGAUUGUUGUUGUGACGCCUGCCGCACCAAAUGCAUUGUCUCAACCUGUGGGGUGGAACUGGCGGAGGAUGUGAGCCCAGCACUAAUAAAACAAACCCACCCUUUGCUUGG
Molecule: messenger RNA, 3037 nt
Organism: Dermochelys coriacea (leatherback sea turtle)
Lineage: Eukaryota; Metazoa; Chordata; Testudines; Dermochelyidae
Gene: LDLRAD2
Product: low density lipoprotein receptor class A domain containing 2
Exons: 5
Coding region: 1385-2563 (392 amino acids)
Molecular function (GO): protein binding
Source: RefSeq, a predicted model, not a curated record